Molecule: messenger RNA, 1203 nt
Organism: Megalops cyprinoides (Indo-Pacific tarpon)
Lineage: Eukaryota; Metazoa; Chordata; Actinopteri; Elopiformes; Megalopidae
Product: probable G-protein coupled receptor 139
Exons: 3
Coding region: 118-1203 (361 amino acids)
Biological process (GO): G protein-coupled receptor signaling pathway
Cellular component (GO): membrane
Molecular function (GO): G protein-coupled receptor activity
Source: RefSeq, a predicted model, not a curated record
CAUCAGGCUAGCUGGACAAUCGAUCUUCACCUCUCCACGCGUAGCAGAGUCUGUCAGCAUGACCCUUAAGCGCAUUACGGCUGUCAUUACCUGGCGCUGAGAGGCGCUGAGUACAACAUGGAUGGGACCAGCAUCUUCAUCGCCAUCCAGAAGGUCUACUACCCCCUGCUAUGCAUCGUGGGAAUCCCAGCCAACCUCUUCACCUUCUACAUGAUCUGCUUUCGCAAGUGCGGCAUGUCUGAGACCGCCAUAAUCUACCUGAGCUCGCUGGCCAUCAUGGAUACCUUCUACCUGAUCUGGGUGAUCCUGCUGGACCUGACGCUCACCUUCCUGCAGCCACAGCCCUUCUGGCACUCCCACCCGUGGUGCAGCAUACUGGGCUUCCUGCAGUACGGCGCCCUCUACAGCUCGUCCUGGAUCGUGGUGGUGUUCACCAUCGAGCGCUACCUGGUGCUCAGCAGCACCACCGCCAAGCAGCAGCUCUCCCAGGCCCGGGUCACCCUGCUCACGUGCGCCACCAUCGUCCUCACGUCCCACCUGGCCUCCGUCCCCAUGUGCUGGAUCAACGCGGUGACUCCCGUCAACCUGAUCCUGCCAGGGGGGGAGAACGUCACCAUGCCCCGGUGCCGGUACCGGGACGGGGCGUACUCCACCGUGCUGGUGUGGGUCACCACCUUCCUUUCGGGCGGCAUCCCCAUCAUCCUUGUCAUCAUCUUCAACUCGCUGAUCGCCCACCACCUGACGCGGGCCAGCCGGCUCUUCACCAAGGAGGAGCGGCGGACCCUGCGGGGGGCCACCAGCAGGGGGAUGGUCCGGCGCACUGUUCUGCUCCUGGGCACCGUGUCCGUGGCCUUCGUGGUCCUCAGCCUCCCCCGCUUCGUCACCUACUGCAUCCUCCGCACGGCCUACAACAACGACUCCUUCGACCGCAACGACUACUCAAUCCCCAUCAACGUGAUGGGCGACCUGGCCAACAUGCUGCAAAACCUCAACUCCACCACCAACUUCCUGCUGUACUGCAUGGUGAGCCGAAGGUUCCGGCAGGAGCUGCUCCACCUGCUCACCUGCGGGACCCGAGCCCGCCAGCUCGGCUCCCUCCUCACGCAGACCACCAUGAAGGUCUUCUCCGUCGUCGACCACAAGGCCGAGCCCACCAGGGACGCGGUCAGCAUUGUCCUCACCAAACUCAAGCACACCGAGUAG